GUGACGCGCGGCGUCAGCUGACGGCGGAGUCGCUGGCGGCGGCAGGCGGCGGCAUUCAGGGUUGUUCGCCGCCGCCGUGCCGAGCUGCCGCCGCCAUGCCCUCGGAGAAGAGCUUCAAGCAGCGCCGCACCUUCGAGCAAAGAGUGGAAGAUGUACGGCUGAUUCGAGAGCAGCACCCAACUAAAAUACCAGUGAUCAUUGAAAGGUACAAGGGAGAGAAGCAGCUUCCAGUUUUGGAUAAGACCAAGUUCCUGGUGCCAGAUCAUGUCAACAUGAGCGAGCUAAUCAAAAUUAUCAGGCGACGCCUGCAGCUGAAUUCCAACCAGGCAUUCUUCCUCCUGGUGAAUGGACACAGCAUGGCAAAUUUAGAUUUGGGUUUCCAUGAAGCCAAAUCCACUACAAGCCACAGAUCACUACCUGGACUGAGCCUGGUUCCUGGCCAUUUCAUGUUGCUGUGCCUCUCUAGCAACGUUCCUUAUUCCUGCUCACCUCCCUGGUGAGGCUGAUAACUGCUCUCUGAGAACACAGGACUGAAGGAUAGCCCAGAACAUUUCUUUCCUAUGAACAUGGUCCAGAAAGGUCUCAGCUGUCAAGCUACUGAGUCACUCCCUCACAUGAACGUUUCACUGCUAAGGCCCCUCAAGGGCAGCUCUAUAACCUUCUCCAAUACAACUUCCCUUGCUUCCAAGCAAAAUUGGCUGCACCACUACAAAUACUCUUUGUCCUGGUGUGGUUUAAAUUUGUGUAAGAAAUACCUCCAAGUGUAAACAAGGCUUCAGACUUUCAAGGUGUCUUCCCAAUUACAGUAAGCAAAUAUUGCUAUGAUGUCAGAUGUUUUAAAGAGAAGGCCUCACCCAUCUAAUGCCAUCAGAUUCCCUGGGUGAACCAUGAGGAUUAGUAUCUUCUUUCAACCAGACAGGACCAAACUGUUUCAAAUUAGUAGUUCAAGAUUUAUUUGGCUUCCUCUCAAGUCCUAAUUUAGAUUUGUCACCCACAAAUGAUGUACAUUAAGUAGUUAGCACCAAAGCUAGUCAUCUACAAUCUAUUGCAACGGAGGCUGACGAGUAAUCCUUCAAAGUCUUGAUAAUAAUGAAGUUUACUACCUUUUACAUGUUUGACUUCUACCGCUUCUGAAUCCUGUAGCAAAAGCCUCAGGGUAGGAGUAAAAGGGGUAUUUUUUUAUACAAAGUAAAGCAAAAGCUUACAAACUCUGCUGACAGAGGUGGGGU
Messenger RNA from Strigops habroptila (Kakapo), 1229 nucleotides. Its product is annotated as microtubule-associated proteins 1A/1B light chain 3B. The transcript has 5 exons. Lineage: Eukaryota; Metazoa; Chordata; Aves; Psittaciformes; Psittacidae. The coding region runs from base 96 to 500 and encodes 134 amino acids. Gene Ontology annotation, molecular function: ubiquitin protein ligase binding. Gene Ontology annotation, cellular component: autophagosome membrane; autophagosome; cytosol. Gene Ontology annotation, biological process: autophagosome assembly; autophagy of mitochondrion; macroautophagy. The record is from RefSeq and is a predicted model, not a curated record.